Dunckerocampus dactyliophorus (ringed pipefish) is the source of this 1547-nucleotide messenger RNA. It is a transcript of the gene ppp6c, whose product is annotated as protein phosphatase 6, catalytic subunit. Gene Ontology annotation, cellular component: cytoplasm. The transcript is spliced from 7 exons. The record is from RefSeq and is a predicted model, not a curated record. NCBI's taxonomy places the organism in Eukaryota, Metazoa, Chordata, Actinopteri, Syngnathiformes, Syngnathidae. Gene Ontology annotation, molecular function: protein serine/threonine phosphatase activity. Bases 75 to 992 code for a protein of 305 amino acids. Gene Ontology annotation, biological process: G1/S transition of mitotic cell cycle; peptidyl-serine dephosphorylation.
GGGAUUCAAACCUCCCAGACGGAACGACCCUCAAAGCUUUACCGGAAGUUGCGCAAGACAACUAGCUAGUUACAAUGGCGCCUCUAGAUUUGGAUAAAUAUGCAGAGAUCGCCAAACAGUGCAAGUACCUUCCAGAAAAUGACCUAAAGAGGUUAUGUGACUACGUGUGUGACCUUCUGCUGGAGGAGUCUAAUGUUCAGCCUGUUUCUACUCCUGUAACAGUAUGCGGCGACAUACACGGACAGUUUUAUGAUCUUUGUGAACUCUUCCGAACUGGCGGCCAAGUCCCAGACACAAAUUACAUAUUUAUGGGAGACUUUGUUGACCGAGGAUAUUACAGUUUGGAGACUUUUACCUACCUUCUGGUGCUGAAAGCCAAAUGGCCGGAUCGCAUAACACUUCUACGUGGAAACCAUGAGAGCAGACAGAUUACUCAGGUUUAUGGCUUUUAUGAUGAGUGCCAGACCAAAUAUGGAAAUGCUAAUGCCUGGCGUUAUUGCACCAAAGUCUUCGAUAUGCUAACAGUGGCAGCUCUAAUGGAUGAACAGAUCUUGUGUGUACACGGAGGACUUUCUCCUGACAUUAAAACCCUCGAUCAAAUUCGGACCAUUGAGCGAAACCAAGAGAUCCCUCACAAAGGAGCCUUUUGUGAUUUGGUUUGGUCUGACCCUGAAGAUGUCGACACUUGGGCCAUCAGCCCGAGAGGAGCAGGCUGGCUCUUUGGUGCUAAAGUCACAAAUGAGUUUGUCCACAUCAACAAUCUGAAGCUGAUCUGCCGGGCACAUCAACUGGUCCAUGAGGGUUACAAGUUUAUGUUUGAUGAGAAGCUGGUCACGGUGUGGUCGGCUCCUAACUACUGCUAUCGCUGCGGCAACAUUGCCUCCAUUAUGGUCUUUAAAGAUGCCAACACGAGAGAGCCAAAGCUGUUUCGAGCAGUGCCUGAUUCCGAAAGGGUCAUUCCGCCCCGGACGACAACACCUUAUUUCCUGUAAGAUGAUAAAACCCACAACAUUCUGUUUGAGUGCACAGACACUGAGGAGAGUGGCGGCAGCACUUGUGAGUCCUUAUGAAUUUUGUAGUGUAAAUUUAGACUAUUUACAGUGCCAACUAUUGUUUAUUCCCCCACUGUACAUUGAAAGCCAUUUAUCUGCAAGUCCUUCAAGCUGGGAGUUUGCUACAUGUUAAAAUGUCAACAUAGUUUGUUGUACACGUUUAGCAUGAUAAAUAUUCUGCAAACCAACUAUAGCUUCAACUCAAGUAAAAUCCACAUUUAAAAUUUCUUUCAUGAAAUAAACAUACUGUCCAUUGACACACACCCUUUUAAUAUUGCUACCUUAGCUGCUGUCUGGUGUUGAUUUUGAUUUUGUUUUUUUUCAUGAUGUGCUCUCCGCUACACAGACUAUAGCUCCUUUGUUCUGAAGUCUUGUGGAAAUAUUUGACAGCUAAGUAAGCUGGAAUCAGCUGUGGAGGUCAAAUGAGCCUCGGAAAAUAUUCAUGUUGUUUUCACGUCUGUUUUACUUUACAAUAAAGAUUUACUCGUGUAAAUA